ACAACUCUCCGUGACCAGCUGCACAAGCUUGUAACUCACCGAAGGGCUGCAUGGCGUGAGCAGAUGGCUCCAGGAUCCAGCAGAUUACUGAGAAAAGGAGUCUGCAAGCACUCAGCCCUGCACACAGCUGCUGUCUGCCAAGAGCCAGUUUCAUUGUCCCAUCCUGUGCUAGGUUAGCAUGGAAGUGACAGCUUACUGUCCAGAGCCUGCAAGUAUGCCCUGGAUACCUGGAAACCUGCUGGGAUGGGAGCAGAGCCAGGCUGAGCCUCAGAAUGCAGAAACAGCACUAAGACCCCUGGUGAAGAGCCCAGAGGGAGAAAAGGAGCGUGGCUGCACCCCAGCUUUGCAGAGGAGAGUUUCAAGCAACCACCCACGGGCUGGUCUCAGUUUGAAUUAAAGCAAGUGCCAGCAAAGUGCCUCCUCCUCCCACUGAAGAACUGCUCUUGCUGCUCCAGCAGGCAGCUGUGCCCUGGGGAAGCAAGGUGGGAUCCUGCCUCUGGGUGAGCAACAUAGUCCCAGGGAUGGAGGGAUGUGUGUACAGCUGGGAGCAGCAGGAGCACAGCACAGCCCCACAGGGAUAGGUGUGAAGGAGGACACAGCGGGAUCUCCCCUAGACCUCAGAGGAGCGUGGGAUCUCACUGGGAAGAGGAGAGCUCCCUUUCCUUCCCUGCCAGCCAGAUCUGCCUGCUGCCCAGUCACCUACUGCAUUUCCAGAGCUCUGUGCCAGGAUUUGGGGAGGUGCAUUAGUGCCAUAGGCUCACUGGAGACCCUGACAAGGAUGGGAGACCCGCCGCAGAGGAGAGACGUCCCUUGAGGAGGCCCUGCAGCUCUGUGACCCCUGGCUGUUGCCAGCAGAGGCUGCCUGGGGCUGGUGGCAGAGCCGCGGUGCUUGCAGGGCACAGCCUGCGAAGGGCGAGGAGCCAGGGACAGGGUCUGCAGGGGUGGCCCAGAGCCACUGCUCCUCCGGGGACCUCUUCCUGGGGCUGUGGGACAGAGCAGCCCUCGGUCCCCGGGCUGGCUGUAGAUGUGUCCCCGUUUUCCCCCGGCAGGACCGCUCCCUUAGCGCCAGCACGGAGCGAGGGCCGCUCGUCUCACCAUGGUGCUGCCGCCGCCUGACAAGCGCCACGUCUGCCUGACCACCAUCGUCAUCAUGACCAGCAUGGCCUUCAUGGACGCCUACCUGGUGGAGCAGAACCAAGGGCCCCGCAAGAUCGGCGUCUGCAUCAUUGUGCUGGUGGGGGACAUCUGCUUCCUCAUCGUGCUGCGUUACGUGGCGGUGUGGGUGGGGGCCGAGGUGAAGACGGCCAAGCGGGGCUACGCCAUGAUCCUGUGGUUCCUCUACAUCUUCGUGCUGGAGAUCAAGCUCUAUUUCAUCUUUCAGAAUUACAAAGCGGACAAGAAGAACCUGGAGACGGUGGCCAGGAAAGCCCUGACCCUGCUCCUCUCCAUCUGCGUGCCGGGGCUCUACCUGGUGCUGGUGGCCUUGGACAGCAUGGAGUACAUACGGACCUUUCGGAAGAAAGAGGACUUGAGGGGACGCCUCUUCUGGGUGGCCCUUGACCUGCUGGAUAUCCUGGACAUCCAGGCCAACCUGUGGGAGCCGCACAGGACCGGCCUGCCCAUCUGGGCAGAGGGGCUCAUGUUCUUCUACUGCUACAUACUCCUCCUGAUCCUGCCUUGCGUGUCCCUCAGCGAGAUCAGCAUGCAAGGGGAGCACAUUGCCCCGCAAAAAAUGAUGCUCUACCCCGUCCUCAGCCUGGUCACCAUUAACAUCGUCACCAUCUUCAUCCGGGCCGUCAACAUGGUAUUGUUCCAGGACAGCAGGGUCUCCACCAUCUUUAUCGGCAAGAACAUUAUCGCUAUCGCCACCAAGGCCUGCACCUUCCUCGAGUACAAGCGGCAGGUGAAGGAAUUCCCCCAGAACGCCAUCGCCCUGGAGCUCCAGCAGAACUCCCUCUCCCACAACCAGACCAUCCACAGCGCACAAGGCAUCCCCCACGAGCCGUCUCCCACCAGCGAGAUCCUGGACACCUGAGGGGUGAGCCCCGGGCGAGCGUCGGUCCCGAUGGCCCCGUGCCGAGCGGAGGAGGGGUGCUGCUCUCUGGCUGCAUCAGAUCCUGGCGCCGAGGGCUCUUCUAGGCACAAAACACCAAGCACGUUUGUGUUGAGCUAUGGAGUGUCCCCUAGACGUCUUCAUCUCAGGUAUAACCCUAGGAGUCCUCCAGACAAACCAAAUGAACUUGAGCAACGGACCUGAACCAGCUACUCCUCUCCUUCCCGCCACCUUCUCCUCUCCCGAGCAAAGACCGCUAAGGUUGCAAUGUCCCUUUUUAUUCCUCGAGCACCUCACCUUUACUCCAAGCCUGGAAUGGAGAUUUUGUUACUGGAGACCUUUCUUUUUAUGGAG
Molecule: messenger RNA, 2407 nt
Organism: Colius striatus (speckled mousebird)
Lineage: Eukaryota; Metazoa; Chordata; Aves; Coliiformes; Coliidae
Product: transmembrane protein 121
Exons: 5
Coding region: 1097-2035 (312 amino acids)
Source: RefSeq, a predicted model, not a curated record